UGUGUUUAUAUAUACACACACUUUAUGCGCACACAAACACUGCAGUGAGUGAAGCAACCUCGUUCCCCCUUUUCUGCUUCAAAUCAAAAUCUCUUCGCAGGCAGCAAUAUGCAGCUACCGCCGGUAAUCAUUUUCUCUCUCCUCCUCUUCUCUCUCCUCUCUUCCACCACCCAAGCCCACAAUAUCACCCGCAUCCUCGCCAAACACCCAGAAUUCUCGACCUUCAACCACUACCUCACCAUCACCCACCUCGCCGCUGACAUCAACCGCCGCCAGACCAUUACCGUCUGCGCCGUCGACAACGGCGCCAUGGACGAACUUCUGUCCAAACACCUCUCCAUCUUUACCAUCAAGAACGUCCUCUCCCUCCACAUUUUCGCCGACUAUUUCGGCUCCAAAAAGCUCCACCAACUCACCGGAGGCUCCACCCUCACAGCCACCAUGUACCAGGCCACCGGCAACGCCCCCGGAACCUCCGGCUACGUCAACAUCACCAAUCUCAAAGGCGGCAAAGUCGGCUUCGCCCCCGAAGACAACGACGGCCCUUUCGGCUCCGUCUACGUCAAGUCCGUCCAUGAACUCCCUUACAACAUUUCUGUAAUUCAGAUCAGUCACGUCUUGACGUCCACCGAAGCCGAAGCUCCGGCCGCCGGACCCAGCAAUAUCAGUCUCACAGGUCUGAUGUCGAGACAGGGCUGCAAAGCAUUCUCAGAUCUGUUACUGAAGUCGGACGCCGAGAAGACGUUUACAGAAAACCUCGAGAGUGGGUUGACUGUGUUUUGCCCAAGCGACGGCGCAAUUAACGCUUUCAUGCCCAAGUACAAGAAUUUGACGGCGGCCGGAAAAGUGUCGGUGCUGCAGUAUCACGGCGUUCCGGUGUACCAAUCGAUGGGGAUGUUGAAAUCGAGUAAUGGGUUGAUGAAUACUUUGGCCACCGACGGAUCGAACAAGUACGAUUUCACUGUGCAGAACGACAACGAUGACGUGACGUUGAUGACGAAGGUGGUGUCGGCGAAGAUAAUGGCGACGUUGAUUGAUGAAGAGCCGAUUGCGGUGUAUAAGGUUAAUAAGGUUUUGUUGCCGAGGGAGCUGUUUAAGGCGGAUCCUGCCCCCGCGCCAAAGGCGUCAAAGGAGACUGACGCAGCGGCGCCGGAGCCAGACACGGCGGACUCGGAGGCGGCGGAUCAGACGGCGACCGAUAAUGGGUCGGUGAGUAUCGGAGGUGGGAGGCUUGUGACGGUGGUUUUGGGGUUGUGUUGGGGAGUGUUGGCACUUCUUUGAGCAUUGGAUGAUCUGGCUCACCGACAGUAUCAUGGAUUUUCAUGUCACCGUGUUGGGUUGAUGACACGUGGAAUAGGACGAUUGGGAACCAACACUUCCAGUAAAUGCUUUUCUGGCAACCGAUUUUUGUUGGUUUUUUAUUGUGGAAAUUAAUAAGGAGUCCAUGGUCCUUUUUUUUUUAUAUUUACUUUUCCCGUUUUAUUUGAUUUGUAAUUAUUUAUUUGUGUGGGUAUAUAAAAACCAUUUGUUUGAACAAUAAUGCAGAUUUGUUUGCUAGUAUUUUACAAAACAUGUAAUAGAGUGGUUAAUUCUUGA
Cornus florida is the source of this 1596-nucleotide messenger RNA. Its product is annotated as fasciclin-like arabinogalactan protein 2. NCBI's taxonomy places the organism in Eukaryota, Viridiplantae, Streptophyta, Magnoliopsida, Cornales, Cornaceae. Gene Ontology annotation, cellular component: plasma membrane. Bases 109 to 1281 code for a protein of 390 amino acids. The record is from RefSeq and is a predicted model, not a curated record. The transcript has a single exon.